AAUACUUCCGGCCAACCCGGAAACAGACAUAGCGUUCACGUGCGUUCGUAGAAGAUCCUCAGCAACAGCCACAACAUGGAUUUCGUUGAGGUUCCCGUAUCUGAAGACGCGUCCUGCGGUAACACCAAAGUUAAAAAACAGAAGAAUGGAAAGAAAAGACGCGAGAAAAAGACGGAAAAUAUCCCGGAAGAGCCACAAACCGCAGAGCCAACAGACUCUUCACUGCCUCCUACAUUCAGCAUAUCGGACAUCAAAAAUAAACAGCGAAGACACCUUAUGUUCAUGAAGCUUAAGCAAGAGAAGAGAAAACAAAAACUGCAGUUGCGAAAGAAAAGAAAACAGGAGAGAGAAGCACUUGGUGACAAGGCGCCGCCCAAAGAAGUUCCAAAGACGAUUGAAAAUCAGAGAAUAUACGAUGAGACGACAGUGGACCCAGAGGACGAGGAGGUGGCUUUUGAUGAAGGGACUGAUGAGUUUUCAGCAUACUUCAACAAACUGGUCAACCCUAAAGUUCUCAUCACCACCUCAGACAGACCAAGGGGGAGAACUGUCCGGUUUUGUGAGCAGCUUGCGACUGUCAUACCGAACGCACACGUGUACUACAGAAAAGGUCUUGCUCUGAAGAGAAUCAUUCCUCAGUGUGUAUCACGAGACUUCACCUACCUUAUGGUCAUCAACGAGGACCGAAAAGUGCCAAAUGGUCUGGUUCUUUGUCACCUUCCCGAUGGACCAACUGCACAUUUUAAAGUCAGCAGUGUUCGACUCCGAAAAGAGAUGAAGAGAAAGGGAAAGGACCCAACAGAUCACUACCCCGAGAUCAUUCUGAAUAACUUCACCACCAGACUGGGUCACAGCAUCGGCCGUAUGUUUGCGGCAUUAUUUCCUCAGGAACCACAGUUUGUUGGUCGACAGGUCGCCACUUUCCACAACCAGCGAGAUUUUAUCUUCUUUAGGUUUCACAGGUACAUUUUCAGGAACGAGAAGAAGGUGGGUAUUCAGGAACUGGGGCCCCGGUUCACUCUUAAGCUCCGCUCUCUGCAGAAAGGGACAUUUGACUCCAAGUUCGGAGAGUACGAAUGGGUUCAUAAGCGCCAUGAAAUGGACAGCAGCAGGAGAAAAUUCCAUCUCUGAAGACAAUGCAAAAGAAAACGUCACCCUGACGAGAUGAUGCUGAUUAUAUUUCAAGUGCAACCAGUCGACUUGUUAUUGUAAAAAAAUACAAAAAUAAAACUUCAUCACUUAAUGCAAGUCAGAUCAUCAGGUCAGAUGGAGUUUUACAUAAUAGUAAAAUAAAUUUGAAGAUAUUUCUUGCAGUUUGAUGGCAAAGUGUGUCUCAGAUCAGCAGCUGGUCACUGUAUUGUAUAUCAUAAUGUCUGAUGUUAACUGUCUACAUGUCAAGAAAGAAUGUUUGUAUUAUAUUCUAAAGUAUUA
This is a messenger RNA of Silurus meridionalis, 1431 nucleotides long. RefSeq names its product ribosome production factor 1 homolog (gene rpf1). Bases 76 to 1131 code for a protein of 351 amino acids. Gene Ontology annotation, cellular component: preribosome, large subunit precursor; nucleolus. Gene Ontology annotation, biological process: maturation of 5.8S rRNA; maturation of LSU-rRNA. Lineage: Eukaryota; Metazoa; Chordata; Actinopteri; Siluriformes; Siluridae. The transcript has 9 exons. Gene Ontology annotation, molecular function: rRNA primary transcript binding. The record is from RefSeq and is a predicted model, not a curated record.